UGGAAUCCGACCUGCCAGGGAGCACUAAACUGCCACUAGUCUGCAGGAGACCCACCAGAUUGAUUGUCGAGACGGGACGAUAUCGACAGGUCACAGAGACCUGGCUGGCAAGGGCAAUUUUCCACGCUUGGGUGAGCAGGUGGCUGCACUACUGCUAUGGCUGUCAAUAAUAGACUUACUGCGCAACUUGCAGAAUUGACUAUGACAUCGGUCAAAUUUACGAUCCAGAUGGUACUGACCCUUCUGGUCAGUGAGCAGGAGGGAAUGGGGUGAACCGUUCAUUUAAAUUGGGUACCACCCAACAAUUGGUCCCUGUAUCUACAAGUGCAAGCUUGCUGCUGGCCCCAUGGCGUCGAUAGCUCAUGAUGGGCACCUUGGAUACAGUCACGACAAUCUCCGCCAUGUGGUCAUCACAGCCACAUGUUUUGCCCUGAGUAUCUCCACUAUCUCGGUUGCUUUGCGUCUUCUGUGUCGAAAGAUCACAGGCACCAAGGUUUUUUUCGACGACUAUUUAAUUAUAGUGGCCCUGGUGUUUUUGUAUGGCGUGUCUAUUGCCGGCGUUGUCCUACUCUAUAAUGGACUCGGUACCCACGUCUACUACGUACCAGCAGCAGACUUGGUGGUCUAUCUCAAGGUGCUCGCCACUGGGAGUUUUCUGUACCCCCUAUGCAUCGCCUUCACCAAGUUGUCCAUCUUGGCACUGUACAAGCGGAUCUUCUCCAUCCGACCGAUGAUUCUGGCCGCCAACAGUGUGGGGGCGUUGGUUAUUCUGUGGUGUUUCGGGGUGUGUCUGAUUGGGACCGUGACGUGCAUUCCGCUGCAAAAGCUGUGGGACCCUACGAUUCCGGGGGGAUGUAUCAACCUGGCCAAGUUCUACUAUGGAUUGCAAAUCCCCAAUAUCGCCACUGACGCCAUUAUUCUCGUGCUGCCGAUGAAGCAUGUCUGGGAAUUGCAAGUGCCGCGAUCUCAGAAGGUCAUGUUGACCGGUAUUUUCCUCCUCGGAGCUCUAACCCUGGCUUUUGACAUUGUCCGCUUGGUGACUCUGAUCGAGCUGUCCCAGGCCGGCGACGACAUCACCUACAACCAGGUGCCUGCCAGCGUGUGGACCUGCAUCGAACCGUGUGUCGGCAUCACGGCCGCUUGUCUAUCGAAUAUGCGACCGCUGUUUCUGAUGUUGACUCGGCUUCCUGGCAAGAUUCCCCGACUGUCCCAACCAUCCAGCACCGGCUCCGGGGAAGCCAACCGAUCCAAGAUUGUGUUUACACAGACGGUGCGGGUGGCCAGCUCGCAUGGGGAUGAUCGAUCUGCCACUCCGAGUCGACUGCAUCGGUUUCCUUAUAUCGGACGGUCGCCCAGCGUGUCCAUCAGUAUUGGAGGGGCUGCCUGAUUUGCCGGAGUGUUUGUCGGUCUAGGGGUGGAGGGCCUGGUGCAGUGGAGUUGUACACGCUCGGAUACAGCAACUCUCGUGGUUCGGAAAUAUGAAUCACAUGGUUUAGAAAGGAAUAAAUGAAGCUGCAUGCAGGCUCUGCAAGUCAUGGCCCCCAAUCGUAGGCAUCAGC
Molecule: messenger RNA, 1559 nt
Organism: Aspergillus sclerotioniger CBS 115572
Lineage: Eukaryota; Fungi; Ascomycota; Eurotiomycetes; Eurotiales; Aspergillaceae
Exons: 6
Coding region: 347-1387 (346 amino acids)
Source: RefSeq, a predicted model, not a curated record